GGCGCCGACAGCAGUCAAACAUAUCUUAACAUCUCUCGAUGUCAGAAAAUUAUUAAUCCGUAAGAAAAAAAAAAAAUAAAAAAAGUAAAAAUGAAGUUCGCUUUGGUUCUCUUGGCCUUAGGGGCUUUAGUUAGUGCUGAAGAAGACAAAACCAUGGAAACAGCGAUUAAUUUCAUCAAGGACUGCCAGGGGGAUUACUUCUUAUGUGUUAAGGAGAAAUUGCUGAAAAUUGUCGAUAAUGUGAGGGCGUCUAGAAGCAUUGCUAUUGCUGAGGGUGUAGUGCUCAAAGGAGAACCUGGCCAAAGAGCUGGUAAACAAUUGGAACCACUACCCAUCGACCCCAUUGCGAGAGACACCGAAGUGAACUAUAGAUUACUGGACGGCGUUGUAAACCUAUUCGAAACACAUUCCCUCGAAGUUAAAAUGAACGAAGCCGAGAAGGAAUCUUUCCAACGCUCAUUAGAAGAAGGUCGCGGCAAGAAAAAGGGUCGUGGUAAGAAGAAGGGUGGCGGUGGAAUGGGAAUCAUCGGACUACUCGGAGCUAAAUUGUUGCUUGGAAAGAUGUUCAUUGUGAAGCUGAUAGCUCUGAAGGCGCUCGCGACCGCUAAAAUCGCCCUGGUCCUCGCUGUUGUACUCUUUGUCGCAUAUUGCUUCAAGCAAGACCACACCAAGACGACCUACGAAGUGGUACCCCACGCCCACCACCACGAGUCCCACCAUCCAGUCCAUGUCGAGCACAUUGCCCACGAUCUCGGCCACGGCCACGGCUACUCAGGCUACGGGGCUGACUGGAACAAGAACAUCGACGAAGCCCAGAACCUGGCCUACUCAGCGUACUCACCACACUAAUUAAUCAAAAUCUAGACCAAAUGUAGUAGUACCAAUAGCAUCCAUUGUACAAAGACUUAUUUAUUUAAUUUAUUGUUAUUAACUUAUUACUGUAU
Zerene cesonia (dogface butterfly) is the source of this 944-nucleotide messenger RNA. RefSeq lists its product as uncharacterized. The record is from RefSeq and is a predicted model, not a curated record. The transcript has 4 exons. The coding region runs from base 91 to 849 and encodes 252 amino acids. NCBI's taxonomy places the organism in Eukaryota, Metazoa, Arthropoda, Insecta, Lepidoptera, Pieridae.